Penicillium manginii is the source of this 324-nucleotide messenger RNA. Its product is annotated as CVNH domain-containing protein. The transcript has 2 exons. The record is from RefSeq and is a predicted model, not a curated record. Bases 1 to 324 code for a protein of 107 amino acids. NCBI's taxonomy places the organism in Eukaryota, Fungi, Ascomycota, Eurotiomycetes, Eurotiales, Aspergillaceae.
AUGAGUUUCCACCUUUCUGCUGUUAGCUUUGAGCUAGAAGAUGGCCAUAUCCUCAAGGCUGUACUCCAUGAUUCGGAUGGCGAGGAGCAAGAGUCUGAGCUAGACCUGAACGCAUAUAUCGGCAAUAAUGAUGGCUCAUUCGAUUGGGGUGGCGAGAACUUCCACGACAGCGCUGAGGAUGUCGAGCUCCACCGCGAAGGGGACGAUGAGCUCCCUAUUCUUCGAGCUCUGUUGGGGAAUGUUGAGGGCGAACAGGUAGAAGCGAACGUGAACCUUUCAGAGCGGAUUGGCAAUGACAACGGGACCUUGAUCUUCCAGGCAUAG